Dermacentor silvarum is the source of this 3598-nucleotide messenger RNA. RefSeq lists its product as uncharacterized. The record is from RefSeq and is a predicted model, not a curated record. The transcript has 2 exons. Lineage: Eukaryota; Metazoa; Arthropoda; Arachnida; Ixodida; Ixodidae. Bases 230 to 2596 code for a protein of 788 amino acids.
GUAGCAUGUGACAAGGCGUGUUCGUCUGCAGCGGCAGGGCCACUGUAGCAGGGCCAAGGCAGCGGCGUGCUUGGAUUGCUAGAAUUGGAGCUAUUUGUUACGCUUUAAUUUCCAUGGAAGCAAACUAGCAAAGUCUGUGGAGCAAGCGUAAGCUUUGCCUCUGCAUGGACCAACGCGCGCCGACUCGCACAUUUAAGGGUGCUUGUGGAAAAGACUCCUUGACACACUGAUGCUGACGCCUUCGACGCCCUCUGUUUACAUUAGUCACCCAAGAUAUACGCUAUCGCAUGCUUCGUUGUCGGGGCCACGAAUUCACAGCGAACAGAUAAGGUCGACCGGCAGUCAAAUUUGGAAGGAGAGAUUGACAGAAGGCCUGAAGACGGUCCGAAAUAUGGAGGCGCACGGUGUUUGCCAAGACGGAAUGCACGCCGCCGCCGAAACGGUCAGCGGUAAUUGUGGAGAGCCAUCUCGAAGCGUCACUCAUUACAUCGACGACCGCGUCCGUCAUAUCCGCGGUGUCCUCGCCCGUAGCGGCAUCAACUUCGACAGGGCCUGCACCGACGGUGCCAAUGGCGACUGCUGGCUGUCCGCAAGUUUGACUCCGUGGAACAAGCUCCUCGCACCGCUGUGCCUAGAGCUCAUCGAGUUGGAACCGUCGAAGCUUUGUCUUCGCUCCAUCAACGUCGAUGGCCGGAGCCAUCCUGGCGUGGACGCUCUGUACGACGGCGCGUACAUCUUCACGUGGCUGCCAAAGCAGCACGCGUGCGUACAAACAAUAUGUCUGGAAGAUAACGUCCUCUUCCAAAAGCCGGCGUACGCGCUCAAGCUCGCGCUUGGCGAGAGCGCCCGCUUGCGUCAUCUCAGGCUGAAAGGCGGCUACUCGACACCUUUCAGCGAGCGCGACCUGUCCGAGGGCAUGAAGGCGUUGACGGCCCUCGAGAGCUUCGAGUUCCGCAAGCUGGACAUCGCCUCCCACAAGCUCGCCAUUGACAUCGCGUUUCUUCUGCGCAGAAACGGGGACCACCUUGCCAAGGUAACUUUCGAGCGCAACAUAUUCUCGCAACGCAGCAUUUCCACCCUUCUCGCCGCGCUCGUCAAGUGCAAGGUCCUGGCCGAACUUUCGUUUGACCACAACGACAUGAACAAGGCCAAUAUCGCAGCGAUGGCCGUGGUAAUCCACUCCUGCAAGCACCUGAAGAAGCUCGCCCUUCGCUACAGCUUUGGCGGUGGAGGACACAUCGGCCCCAUCGCAGAGGCCCUGCAGUGCAAUGCGUCGAUCGUGGAGCUAAAGUUGCACGCGUGUCAGACAUCUUUGGCACCGCUCUUCAAAGUCUUGGAAACAAACACAACUAUGAGGCUAUUAGACCUGGACUCUUGCACGUUGUCCGCCGCCUCUACGACACCCCUUGCCGAAGCUCUACGCUGCAAUAAGGCCCUGCAGUCGGUAGCGCUGCAGCACUGCAGUGUGGUUGACAGUGGCGCCGUAGCGCUUGCCAGUGCAAUCGUUGAAAAUGUCGCGCUUGAAACGUUGGACCUGUUGCACAACAGGGUUAGCAUAGGAGGCGUCACAGCUUUCUGCCAGGCUCUGAGGAAGAAUCGCACUCUAAGGAGAGUCGCCAUUGGACCCUUUGGGGCUACAAAUCAGCAAAGGAGGGACUUGGCUCAUCUGCUGAACCAGUACGAGUGCUAUGGCCGCAUCACACUGUCAUGGGCCGACGUUGAUUUGGCACCUCUGACAAUAGCGUUGGCACUGGACUCUCAGUCUCCCCUGGAACUCGACCUUGGUGAAGCUUGCGAGCUCUCCAGCUCCCUAGUGUGCGCACUUUUUGAAACUCUUGCCAGCAACGCCGUGGUCAGGGUCUUAAGGUUUGAGGCACGGCACUAUGAACCUCUCAAGGCUGAAGCACUGUGCAAAGCGUUGAUCUCCAACCAGUCUAUCAAGAUACUGGAGUUGCAGAUGGGCAUCAAUUCGUUUGAAGGUUCCAUGCUUGUCGACGUAUCCAAAGCCCUGCUUGUAAACACUUCCGUGACUGAACUGAUCAUACACACACGUGAAAUUGGCCUUCGCGCUUCUAAGGCAUUUGCCAAAAUGCUGACACAGAACAGGACCCUGACGACGAUAGAGCUUUACUGCCGGCAUUUUGAAACAAAGCGACUGGAGAUGAUAUCUCGGGGAAUGAUAGAGAACAGGGUUGUCACGUCAUUCACGUUUGGCAACCCCUUGCCGAGAAAUCGUUCCACGUUCCGUCUUCACGAGGCUCUCAGGCGGAACAUGAUGCUGCUCAACAUGGCGGUGAAGUUUGUGAUGCAGACCAACGUGACAAAGUGCUGUGCCCGAGCGUUUGAGAUGCUGCACGGAACUUCUUCGUUGGUGUCGCAGAUCUCCAAGGUAUCUGGGAAGCCCGAACAAGACGUCAUGGCGGCAGUUGACGCGGCGGACAAAUACAUACAUUCGCAUUACCUGUACCUGACUGGAGUCGUCAGGUCUUCAGUGAAGUGUUACCCCAGCACGCAGACGCAGGCGGAUGCACUGAAUGAUUACUGCUGGCAAGCAAUUGCAGAGUUCCUCAAGGUUUCUGAUGUACUUGAUGAAUGACAAUCUCUUGGUGCUAUUCCACGUGCUUGGUCAAUUUAUACUGCUUUGUAUUUAUGCGUGCUAUUACUUCCGUAUGUAAAGUUGCCCAGCGAUUGUGAAAGUGCUCACUGAAAAGCCUUAUGCAAGGGACCUUUCAGUACGUUGUAUGAGUGCCAGUUCCUCAAGUUUGAGGAACAAGCAUAUUGCGAUGCUAUUAAAUUUGAAGUUAAAUGUUUUAAAUUUGAAAAACUUUUUUUCGAAUACUUUUUUUUUAGUCUGUCACCCUUUUUUAAAGCUGAACACGUACCUGAAAGCACUUGUUACAAAGCUUGUUAAUGUAAUGUAUAGUUCAGAACAGGCACUUUAUAAUUGUACUCUCCCGCCUGCACUUAUCUUGUCUGUAUGGUUACAUUUGGCUAUAAAAAGUUUUGCCAAAUGCUGUCAGUGUUCUCUGCAUGACGAGCCAUAGACUAUGGCUUGGCAGUGGUGACGUUCUGUUGUUUCUUAACGUCGGAUAUUAAGGCUCAAUUCCAAGUUGCAAUAACCCCAUUUCACUGAAGAUCUGGUGCAAAAGUAUUCUUGCGCACAAGCUUAGUUGCACUUCAAGAAGGGCGCUGUGGGACUCUACUCUAAUUGAGAGUCCUCUAGAAAGAUGCAUCUCGGAGCUUAGCCGUCAGUUUUGGACCUGAAUGAUCGUCAAAGAGAAGUACUGGGGCAGCCCGGUCAAGACUUCGUUCACUUGGUGUAUUGUGGAAACGUACUUUUGAAAUUUACUGUCGCUGAGCUCAAUGUGAGUUACAAAACGGGCAUACAUCCGUCAUUUUUUUUUACUGUGGACUAUAAGAACUAUGGCCACUUAACGCAAAUAGACAAAAAUAAGGGAAGAAUGGGACAAGGUGAGCUCUCUUAUGGUCUGUAGCAAAGUAUGAACCGACCAGCCCGGCAAUCGGCUAGCCUAGCAGAAUGUAUGUGCAACAGCCACUGUUACUUGAAUAUAUUGUGAAUAAACUUAAGAAACGUUUA